UUUGCACUAAUGCCGGUAGAUGGGAUUCCUACAUUGGUCUUCACGCGAAUGGUAGGAAAAAAUGGUCUCGGAGCACGGGAACGUACGUACCUUGAGCCAUUCAGUUUUCGUUGUUCACUGUGGAUGCUGCGCUUGGACGUUCGAGCUGUUCGAUCGAGACUACUUGCACCGAAGGGAGCCAUAGUUGUUUCUACCUCCACUUUCGGACCACUGUGUUCAGGAACAGCCUGUGUCCUAAGCUUGAACGAUUUUCAUUGAAUCUUUCUCAAAAUCAGUGCAGUGCGAGCGGAAGUGUUAAGUGAAGCAUCUCCGGCCAGACCAGUUUUCCUUCGAUUCCGUUCCAAACCAUUUUGGAGGUGGAGAAAAAGAAAAGGAUAUCUGUCUACACAUCGCCUGCAGUACUUACUGUCAACUCCCAGAGAUAUGGGUGUAUGUGUGUAAAGGUGCUCCCCGCGGACUCUUCGGUAAAAAAUAGUCCCCGUUCGCAGACGGGCUGCAUCGAGCGAACGUUCCAGGCAAGGUAGCAAAAUUUGUCAGUGCAAUUGAAAGCAGCUCCAGCAAGCAGGAAUAUGAUCCAGCAAGCACGAUCAAUCAUUAUUCAUUGAACUCGAAACUCCGGUUUAAAUACGUGCGCCAGGCUUAGUCAACACUGCUCUAAUACUGCUGUGGAGCUAAAUUAAUGCAAAUGGUGUGAAAACUAGCGUGCCCAGCGUCUGUGUAGCAUUUGUCUGACAUUGUUGGAUACUCGGACAAAUUAUUGUGGGGCCAGUUUGCGAAGACCAAUUGCAAAAAUUGUUGCCCCAAAAGACAAAAAGUGAAGUCUGAUUUUUCUUUCACUGACCCUGAUACUGCACACCAGUGGCCAACGGGACGUCGAGCGAAAAAGAAAGGCUACGAAGCGAGAUAGACGUGAGUCGGACCGAGAGCGAAACUAAAGAAACAAAGCCAAUACUAUAGUGCGAGCGAGCGAGAGAGACGAGCAAAAGGGGAGCCUAUAAGCGCCACGGUAGAGUGAGCGAAACGGGAAAGUGAAGCGAGAACGAGCACAGAGUACAGCAACACAUAUCUGGGUUGUGCGACAGUGUGCGUGAGAUGUUGUGUGUGGAAAAGUGAGCGAAGGAAAUUUAUACCAGCAAGAGCAGGAGAAGCGCAACGUUAUCGGAAGCAGCAGGGAGAGACGACGGUCGCAGCAAACCAAAUAAAAGUUUUCCAUCGGGGAUCCAAGCAAGCCGUGCGUGGUUUUCUUAUUUCGUCGCUAUUUCAUUGCUGACCGCCGUCAGAAGAAGGGGUGCUGUAGUACAUCGCACACUCAAGGCUGCUUCUGUCCGUGGGGUCGCAGUGAUUAUUUUGUGAGGAAAUUUGACUUCUGUCAAUCGUGCGUGCGUUGCAAUCGAGCGCUGGCUGGCCGUGUUUGUGCAGUGUGUGAUUAUCGCAGGAAUCGUGUGUAUUUUUAAGCAAAUCUUUUCGUUCGCGAUUUAUACUGCAACAAUAGUGCAAUCUCCGUUAAGUUUGUGAGACGUACGAUCGUUGUUUUUUUUGAGACCGUUUUUAUUGCUGUGUGUGAAAAUCAAACUAAAACAAUCUGUCACUACUGCUCUGCCUUGCGUGUGGUCCUCCAGGGUGCUACAAUCAUUUGCCCACCGUGUCGUGCCAGUGCAUGCAAGGAAAAAUCGUACCUCGGACUAAACGCAGGAGGACCGUCUGCCGUGUGUUGCUAUCGGACGAAGGUGUGGAGGAAAAUUGUUCACCGUCACACACAAAGUGAUUGCGAUAGGGGAAAAAAACCCCAUACGUGAGACAAUAUGCUGAUUAAACUGGUGAAAGAAGACUUUCCGUGUCUGAAAAACGGGUUUAUAUAACAUUAUCUUCGUGCUAUCGAGUUUCUUCGAAUCUACUUCAACAAGGUACAUAAUACUAAACGUAUACUCGCUGGGGAUAGUAUGCUAGACUUCAUGCACAGCGGUAGCUCCAUAUCUCCUAAACACCCUGCCAUUCCGGUUUCCAUCGGCAUUGCAUCCCUUGUGCUGGAAGGAAGAUCAUCCGCACUUGACGACAGUUCGAUCAAUGCUCCGGCCACCGUUUGUGCCACCUCGAGUGUGCUCGCCAGUGGCCAUGGAAAUGGCAGUGGGGGAGGAGCCGGCGGAGGAUCUUCAACUGGUUCCGGAGCGGCAGGAGGUGGUGGUGGCGGCGAUGAUGAGGAGGAAGGUGGGUUUUGUGGACAAAGGCGUGCGAGCGAGAGCGCUAGCGGUGCGUCCUCGCUCCAGCAAUGCAGUCUAAUGGCCAUUAAUGAAUCACAAAAAUCGCUCGCGAUGACCUGCUGCCACACACCCAACGAAACGCAGCGAAUCAAUCUGAAGCUACAGCAAAUUCGCUCCUCCUGCCCGAGCACGAGCAAGGAUGAGGUGCAGCAGCUGGUAACGGUUUCGGGCGAACCGAGCCGGGUAUCGAGCGGCGGCGGCGGCCACAGGCACGAGCGGGAAAUUUAUGAAUCAUUCUCUAAAGAUCCAGCCGCUAGAGCGUCCGCGUCUUCGCCGUCAUCGACUGUAACAUCCUGGUUUUCGCAUGAGUUGCCAAUCUCUGCCUCUACUGCUACCGCUGGUGUCGUCAUCUACAGUGGAUUCGAGAAAAUGAACGUACUCGGUACCGUGUCGCCCAUCAAGAACCAUCCGAUGGGCAAUAGCUUCAUAAACUUUUCCUCCUCCUCAUCAUCGGUUUCUGCCAUACCGUCGUCUUCAUCGGUGAGCUCAGUUCAGUCCCGUAAGCCUGCUGCUUCUUCGAAGCUGCAAUCGUCGUCGUCGUCGUCAAGUGCGCGAGAAGGACCCCACUGUGAGCAGUUUCUUAAGAAAAUUGGACUCACUAAACCGGAUACGGCUGAAGGUUCCGAGCAUCACUGCAGCUAUCGCAACAAAUACUGCCUUCGCUGGCAAGUAUAUUUCAAGCAGCUUUCGACCAUACUGACAAACGGAGAAGCAGUUUGCAUCGAGGUUUACCUAGGUCCGGAAAACCAUACAAUACUCUUGGAACAAUGGAUCCUGAAACUGGUGAUGACCAAAUCUCCUGCGACCAUGACCAUCCAGUCACUGUGCGCCGCCAUACGUAGUCAGCUUUACUUUUCACAAAUUUCUGCCUGGACCGACCUGAUCAAAAAAUCGCUGGAGCCGGACAUUUUCUCCCAUCCGCGCAUAAAGAAGAUAAUUCCAGCAGCAGCCUCCGGGGGACCUUCCUCCUUUUCCUUGCCACAGGCAAAGCUCGAUAUUCUGUUUCGCAUUCGAACGUACGACAAUACGGCGUGCUUUAACGAGAAACCGAACGUGCACAAUUUCCCCGACGCGAGUGUGGCAGAAAAUUUCGUCAUACAGGUGUGUCUGAAAAGCUUGCCCCGGCUCGAUCGCAUACCCGGUAUUGAUGCCGCGUUGGAUGCAGCGAAAAUGAUUGCAUGCUUGCAAAAGCAGCAGCAAGUCGAUCGUAUACCGUUGCCCUGCCACGAGAAGGGCAAACAUCGAUGUGCUUUCCGCGUGGAGCUGGAGGAGGAGGAAGAUGAGUACGAUCCAUCCAUGGUGGAAGGAGGAGCGGUUGAAGGUGAUGGUGACGACAGCUUACAGCUAACGUCGGCCGCUAUAAGCCACCGCGAGAAGCAGCUGCUUAAGUAUCGGAAGCGAAUGUUGAAGCGUGAAAAGAAAAAGAAAAGCGGAAGUGGGGGUGAAGGAAGCAGCAGCAAUGGAGGAAGCGUCACCAGCAGCACCACGAGCAGUAGCGCAUGUGCCAGCGUUAGUGAUCGAAACGGUUCAUCCACCGACGGCUCGUCAUACUUAUCAGCAAAACACUACAGCAUGUGCGGUCCGAUGGGAUCGAUGGGAAACGGCGUUGGGUGUAAAGUGCCGCCCAGCACAGUAGGAGGAUCGUUAGGAUUUAGCAACGGCGUUAGUGUGAUCGCAAACGAUGAGUGCAGUAAUGGAUCCUGCCGCAAUGCGUUAACAUCCUCGAUCAAUUCGAUUCAGCCACCGCUUUACUCGUCGAACGAUCAUCACCAGGCGAUGGUGAUCUGUGAGGAUCGUUUUCAUCCACCAGCCACCAACUCCAAAUCCACCCAAACUACUACUACAUCUGGCUUGUCCAACGAGUCGUUACCGCCGGUCGUGUCCGUAGCCACACAGACCGAUCCCACUGUUUUGGUGACACCGCCGGUCUGCCGUGAUUGCAGCAAUCGUUCACAGGAGGCAAACGGGCAACGCGUUACGGAUGCCGCUCCGAUCCCAGGUAACCAGGUACGGCGCGGUCUGGAUGUGAGCCAAAACGUGAACCACGCUAGCAGCAGCAUUAGCAGCAGCAGCCGCACAAACCGUGAUAGAUAUAUGCAAUAUUUUAACGAUUACUAUAGGACAUACAAUAUUAUCAAUGAAAACUGUGAUAAAGGUCCAGCAACAGCCGCACCCGAGGGGUGUGUCAAACCGGCACGAACAACCACCGAUGUGCCGAUGAUGGAAGAAGGCACCUUUUCUAGCGUCCAAAAGCCAAGGGCAAAUGGCAACGAUGUGAACAGUGGUUUGUUGGAUUUGCCCAAUGCUACUACUGCGACGCGUCGGCCAUGCUUCAUCGUCGGAGGAGACGGAUACGAGGGCGAUGAGGACGAUGACGGCAGUACGCAGAAAAGGAAUCGUGCAACCGCAAACGGUGGUUGUGCCGUCCUUCAACCGGGGGAAAUGCUCCUUCAAGCCAUUCAAAGAACUGCCAUGUUCAGUGGUUCCGAGGCGAACCAUCGUGAGAAGCAAGUUAGCGCUAAAAAUGGCCACGGACAAACGGCUUUAAACAAUAACAACUAUACCACUGCGAACAAUAAUAUCGUAAAGGGUGAAGCAACGGCAGUGAACGAUGGCAGCCGGCGGGUACACGUUGCCGGCGGAAAGCAGCCUGGCCAGCAGACCGAUGCUCGAGGCAACGAAAAGGAUGACACCAGGGACGGCAGCAAAUUGGCAGCAGCAACAUGUGAAUCAAGCGAAUGUGAUACCUUCAGCAAGGAAAAGAAGCUAGAUUUAGGUGACUGUCGACUGUGCAAGCGACAAAAAACGAAGCAUAAUUUUAAACUAAACCUUUCCACGUUGUUAUCCACAUCGUCGUUAGCCACCGCUAAAGGGUUGCCCACCGUUGUUUCUUCCGGCGCAAGGAUGGAAUCGGUGAAGAAAAGUAUCAUCCCCACCAGCACCGUACUGGACUGUGGCACCACGCCACCCGGCUGUCGUCGAACCCUGUCCGAGAGUCUGGUGGGACAUCUUACCAUCCCGGGCUCAUCCAGUACGUCGUCUGUGGCAAACGGGCAUAGUGGCGCAGCUAGGUGCGACGGUAGUGACGGCGAUGAUGCUGUUCCUUCUCACCAUGGUCUGCACGAAGGCUAUCCCAGCGGUGAGGAACUUAGUCCGGGCGAUAGUCCAAUGCUAAGCAGUUCGACGGGUGCAGUCAGCAAUGGCAUUUUUACGUUCGAACAGAUGAAAUCCUAUAGGCGAGCGUUCUCGGAGGAUGUGAUUGAUACAAUUACAACCCUCGGUCCCAGGGCGUACGAAAGCAACGAGCGUAAUCAGACCACCGAAGAGGACAGUACCGAGGACGAUGGCAGCGGCAGCGGCAGCGGUGGGUGUGAUAAUGAGAAUGAUCAAGUGUUUCGGCAAGUGCGGAGUUCUGCGCUCAAGUCUUGCGGCUGUGCUACCGAUCGUCGUAUGGCCAACGAUGAUAGCCCACAAGCGUUGGCAGCAGCAACACAAAAAACAACAGGCAAAUGUGGACAUCAAAUCCCACGUCGUCAUCGACCACACACAUCAACACCGGCCGGAGCAGGAAAUGGGAACGAUUGUAAGGAGCCGCUCUACAUCAGCUGUUCCGAGACGGAUUGCUCCGUCAGCACGGCCAGUAGCGUGUCGCCACACAAAAAGCAAAUCCUUAGCUGUGCCGCAAUGGGAAACAGUUCGCAGCCCAGUAGCUCGAACGGUCGGAAGGAGGACCGGUGCAGCAGCUUGAAACAGCAGCUGAUACAGCAUAAAACGUCUUCGAAGAUCAACCUCAACUAUGUGUUUUGUUUAUCUCCCUUGGCACGCGAUGAUUCCGGUUUCACGAGCGGAAGCAGUCCCGCCACCUCAGCCACCUUCCCUGCCACGUCGCCGAUCGCGAUCGAUGGCGGCGUCUCUUUCGGCAGCUUGAAAAGUGCGCGAACGGCGAACGGCGGCCGUGGGUUUGGUCCGGGAUUAUUUCGUUACGAUUUUGAGGAAACUCCCGUCAGCCCCGUGUCGGGCACGGUCAAAUCCAAAUCGGCCCCGGUAUUUCCUUUCUCGCCUCCUUCUGGUGGUGGUGGUGGUGCACUUUCGCCCCGCUUUUUACGAAACGCCCAGCGACAGUUUCAUCAUCGUACGCGUUAUCCUUCGGAGCGCUCUUCCUUCUCCGAGCGUUCAUCGAUCGGUUCGGACGAGCAACUGUCGGAUGACGAUCUCUCAUCAUACCUGCUGGAUUCAUCGAACGGAGGUAGCUACUGUAGUCCGUUGUCAGGACCUCACCUUCUGCCGUUCGAAGAUGUUGCACUUGUCGGAUCAUCAUCCAAGGUGAGCCGGUACGCGGCUCGUUCCAGCGCCACGGGUUGCGUGCUUCCCACGACGCAGAUGUUGAGCAAAGUGCUGAACCGGAAUUUGUUCAAGUUUGGCCGUGCACCAAUGCUGGGGACGAUGGAAGAGUCGCUGUUGCAGCGCCGGCUCACCCCAAAGUUCCAGGUCGCUGACUUUAAGGUGCUGUUGGGCGCCUCUGGCAGCUUCUGUCCGACGCAGCUCACCAUACCCGCUGCUUCCUACUUCUACGAGCUCCCUGGACAACAUUUAACCACACCAUACGUGUGUGAAUUACGUCUUCCAAGAAAGGGAUACUCGAUACCGCGCACAGGCACCGUCCAGGCAACGUUGCUCAACCCGCUGGGAACGGUGGUGCGGAUGUUUGUCGUGCCGUACGAUUUUCGCGAUAUGCCCGCAAUGUCCACCACGUUUAUACGGCAGCGCAUACUCGCCUGCGACGAUAGCAGCCUCAAGCUGCUCGGCAAAAACAUCGAACAGCUUAGCAAUGCUGAGCAAAUGAAGCUGCUUCGCUAUGCGAUCCAUUUGCGGUUUCAAACAUCGCGAUCUGGAAAAUUGUCGCUUCACACAGACAUCCGACUGCUGAUAUCCCGCCGCACGGACUGUGAUACGGCCGCUGCCCAUGCGAAAAAUUUGCUCGAGUCCCCGAACGAACUGAAAGUGGUUACCAUUGUACCGGAUAGUCCCAAAUUUAGUUUACGUAUUGAUAAGCAGCAGUAAUUGUUCCAUCGCGCGAUCACACGAAAAUGGUCGUUGGCUCGAACAGAUUUUGUCAGAUCAGUCGCCGUGCUAUAACUCCCUUAGUAGCGACAGCCACAGGUAUAUCAGUCUCAGUCUUUCUUCUACAAACACGAACGCACGAUGCGGGUGUUUUAUGUUUUGGAUUUAUUUUUUAAAUGUUCAUUUCUCAUACUGCUGGCAAUUAGUUGGUGACACACGUUAUUAUCAUUAGGAAGUUGUGUUUGGUUUUGCGAUUUUAUUAUUAUUAGGUAUGUGAAUUAUAGUUGGUUUUUUUUUGGGAAGAAAUUGCCUGUCUCCUUCAUACUCGUAUUUCGUUCUGUUUUUUCCGUUUUUAAAUUAUCCGUUCAGCAGAGUGUGAUCUCGUCGGGCUCGAUUAGCUUACAGGCAAGGAGAUGUGCAAAUCUCAACCACGUAGAAAACGAAAGCGUGUGUUCUUCCUUCAAAUUUUGUUUAUUGCGCACAGAUUUAAUCGGUAAAACACUUUACUUUCUUAUUUCAAAAUUUAUUUUUUUCAUCGGACUUGGAGGAAAGUCAAUCUGACGUGUCACAAGCUAAUUGUGACGAGCAAAAGAGCAACAAAAACUUUAACAAACGAAUAAUAUGAAGUUGAUGACUCGAAAACUCAUGGGGAAGUCGUUAAAAACCAUCUGCAAGAUACAAGCAAUUGUGAUUAAUAGAUCGGUUUAGAUUUAUGCUUCAACUGUGAUUGCUAGAAAGCGUAAAUGAUUUAUAUUGUAGAUGCAAACACAGCCACAGUACAGUGUGUAUGCGACCAAAAAUGAUAAAAAACAAUUACAAAACGAAAAGCCGAAAAAAAUUAGAAAAAAGAAAAUUAUGAUCAUUCCGGAACAAAUGGGGGGGAAACAAACGUGGCUAAACGCGCGUCGUCCGCCCAAGGAGGACAUAUAUAAACAUUUGACAAUGAUUAAUCCGUUUUAGAGGCCGGGGCGACGAAUGAAACAAUAACUCGGCAGCUGUACAUAGCACGAUCGUAAAUGUGAUGAUGCCAAGGAACCGAGCAUGCAGGACAGAGCGGUGUUGUAGAUGAUCCUAAUUGUGUUUCAGUUUUGUUUGCCUAGUGGGCCAGUGUGGGUGUGUGUGUGUGUACACUUUAACCAUGUUUAACAAUAUCUUCCGAGCUGCGUUCGCAUUAAUGAUGAAUUUCCCCGUACGUUCAGUUGCUGUUCGUUCGUGCGUUCGGUCAAUGGUGUAGCUUCAUCCUUGUAUCGCUCUAUUGUUUGUUAUAGGUCUGUAGAUGAGUUAAGUGUAGCUGAGCGAGAGCAAUACUGUGAUGCAGCUGCUACUGUUGCGAGGUGUUUUUGUUCAUUAAGCUACCAAGUCAGAGUCAUAUUCAGAUACUUUCCUUUCGCUCCAUGUUAGUGAAAUGUUUAAAAAUGCUAUCCUAUCGAUGGUUAGAAAAGAAACAACCAAAAAGCGAGCAAAGAUGUGAGGGAGAUGAACGUUAGGCGCGCGUACAUAGAGUAGAUUCAACACACUGCCAUACCUAGCAGAAUGGGAGAAACAUGCGAACAAAUCAUGAUGAUGAUGCGUUCACACCAGCGUGACGUAAGCAACAAUUCACACAAUCAGCUAAUCGAUUCAUUCGUAAAACAGUUGUACUUUAAUAACGUAGCUAAAACUCGUUCUCAUAGGAGCAGGUAGUGUUAUAAAAUAACUAUUACAAAAUGGCAUUGAACGGUGGCGGCGUUUGCUACCGAAAGCACGCGCGCGCUCACGUGUGUGUGUGUGUCUCUGUACUAAUGGUGCUUUUUCUCCCUAGAUAAACAAAUGGCGCGAAUUUCGUACAUCGCGGUUGUUCUUUUUGGACACGUGCAAGGAAGCAUAUAAUUUAGGCAUUGAUAACAGACGGGAGGAGGAGUAGAAAUUUAAACCUUGCGUAAAGCGUUGAGAUGGUGAGAAGGUGGAGCAUAUUGGCAUCACGCGUGUGCAGUGCAUGGAUUAGGCAAAAUUCCCAUUCAAAUUGUGUUCCCAUGCUUGUACUACGUGCGUAGUGUGCGCGUUGUUGUUAUGCUACCGUUUAAGUAGUUGUGGAAAAAUAGUGUGAACACAUCGAUAACCGCCACCGACCGAGGAUUAGUUUGAUUGUGAACUAAACCUUGCAUGAAACAGAAGAAAACUAUACACACACAUGUACACACCUACAUGGAUAGCGAUGGUGUUAUACGUAACGCAGCAGGACCCAGGACCAGACGUGGCGAGCAAACACAAGACAACUAAACUAGUCACCGGCAUAAUAGUAUCGAAUUGUUUAUUCACCGUUGAGAGCAUGUUAGCCAAUUCUUUAAUCCUUACCACCCGCGUUAAGCGUAGCCAAACGUUUUUACCACACAAAACAGAUUUCUCGACCAGCAAUCCGAGGGUGAAAACCCUGGAACCGGAAAUUGAUUUGAAUGUUGCUCCAAGUGAACAAGUGAACGAUUGAAGUGUACAGUGCUCUAUCCUGCUCUAACAAACAAGCGUAAAUCUUUGAUUUAUGCACAAUUUCCCGCUCCCGCAUUAUGUUGUACAUUUUAUGAGUUAUUUCACAACGACAGAUCGCGGUGGUAUCGCGUACAAAAAAUAGCGUGUAAAAAUAGAAAAGGGGGUAACCACACAUUCAACUGCUGCUGGGUCAGAGUGAAAGUCAAACCAAAAAUUAAUCAAACACUACAGAAGAUAGAUAAAAUGGUAGGGAAACACAGGAAAAAAAAAUUGCAUCCACAGUCGUCGGACACGUGGUAGCAUUACAAAGUACCGACACGGACCGAAGGGGGUGCGUUGAAAGCGAUACUGGCUCUCGAGGAAGAAGGUUAGAGAAAACAGUACUAGAGUAAAGCGAACACUCACUCCCCCCACACAUACACACACACAUACACAACACCCACGUACACAUACACACACAUAUAUGCAAGUGGAAUGAAAAGUUGACGAAGGGCAGAAUAACAAUAUACAUUUACUAUAUAUUUAUAUAUAUACAUUUUUUCCAGAAAAGUAAUGAAAAAUAUUUAAUAAAGUAAUAACGAAAACAUUGAAUAA
Messenger RNA from Anopheles stephensi (Asian malaria mosquito), 10376 nucleotides. RefSeq lists its product as uncharacterized. Lineage: Eukaryota; Metazoa; Arthropoda; Insecta; Diptera; Culicidae. Bases 1941 to 7319 code for a protein of 1792 amino acids. The record is from RefSeq and is a predicted model, not a curated record. The transcript has 7 exons.